Messenger RNA from Linum tenue, 923 nucleotides. NCBI's taxonomy places the organism in Eukaryota, Viridiplantae, Streptophyta, Magnoliopsida, Malpighiales, Linaceae. The record is from the annotation of a GenBank genome assembly.
CCCUGCGUGCUUCUGAAACAGAACAAACCUAAAGAGCAAAGAAACGCACUUCUCGGUGACCCAGAAAGCAAAAAUCACAGCAGCCAAAUGGAAAUGGCUCUCGUCGCACCAGUACUGAUAUAUAUAUACUCCCAACCCAAACAUUUCCCUUAUGAUCCACUUUCUCACCACUCCACCAAAAACAACACAAACACUUUCUGAAAACUAACAAUGGCUGCUGCAACAAGAACCACAGCACUGAGCAUAGCCAUUGUGUUGCUCACCAUGCAGCAGCUUCUAUGGGCCGGUGGAUCCACGGCCCAGUCGCCGGACUGCUCGGACGCGCUCACCGGCCUGAUCCCCUGCCUCGGUUACAUCACCGGCGGCUCCUCGGCUCCGGCAACGACCUGCUGCAUCCAGCUGGAAAAAGCUGUUCGCCUGUUGCCCGUAUGCUUGUGCCAGGUUCUCAACAGCGGUGGAGCUUCAGUUGGCCUCCCUGGCUUCAACCGGACGCGAGCUCUGGGGUUGCCUGCUGCUUGUAACGUCCAGACUCCGCCCGUGAGCCGCUGCAAUGCUACUUCUCCAAGUGCUUCCCCUGAGGGAAGCCCAGUAGCAGAGGCUCCUAUUUCUCCAGGAGGUGUGCCAGGAAGUGAUGACAGCUCAGAUGGGAGCUCAAUCACGGCGUCAACGUCUAUGCUGCUCGUCUUCUUCUUCUUCUUCGCCAUGGCAGCCUCGUACUGUUCCUCUGCCUCGAUGGGAUACUGAUGCUUUCCCCUGAUCAGAGAGAUUGAAGCCAUCAACUGUGUUAUCGUAUAACGUAUGCUUAGGAUUGAAUAAUUGAGUAACUGUACUGAGGAGUGUGUGUGUGAGUUAUCUGUGUUUGUAAAUCGUGUAUUGAGGUUACAAAAUGUUCCCAUAUUUGCAAUGAGAAGGCUUAUUCCAGC